GUCAACCAAAUCGCAGUUAUGUUUGGAAGAAUUUUAUGAUCCAAACUAAAAUCAUGAAUAUUUUUCUGAAAACAUCCAACAUAUUAUGUAAAAAUCAACCGCAUUACGUGACGCGGUUUCUUCUGCCCAGUCUGGCCCGCCCAGUAUGUACCAGUGCUCCAGAUCCUAGCGAUAAAGUGCGAGUUCGUUUCGCUCCCAGUCCAACCGGUUUCAUGCAUUUGGGAGGAUUGAGAACCGCUCUAUUCAAUUAUUUGUUUGCUAAAUCCCAUGGAGGAAAGUUUAUUCUACGAAUAGAGGAUACGGAUCAGGAGAGGUUGGUCGAAGGGGCUAUGGAACGUAUCUAUCAGGAUUUAAAAUGGGCUGGCAUUGUGCCAGACGAGAGUCCUUGGAAUGAAGGUCCUUACGGACCAUAUGUCCAGAGUUUGCGAUAUGAUAUCUACAAGCAGGAAGUAAAGAAGCUGAUGGAGGAUGGACGAGCGUAUUACUGUUUCUGUUCCGAAAGGCGGUUAGAUCUGCUGAGAAAGGAAGCCGUACGGCUUCGGCAGGUUCCAAAAUAUGACAAUAAAUGCAGACAUUUGACACCGGGUCAAAUUGCCGAACGAUUAGCUAAGAAUGAUAAAUUCUGUAUUCGCUUUAAGCUGGAUUCGAAGGCAGACGAGUUUCAGGAUAUGAUCUAUGGAAAGAUUGUAUACUUUCUGGCACAGAACGAAGGUGAUCCGGUGAUAAUUAAAUCGGACGGAUUUCCCACGUAUCACUUCGCAAAUGUAGUUGAUGAUCACUACAUGAAAAUCACACACGUAUUACGCGGCGUAGAAUGGCAAAUAUCGACACCAAAGCACAUACAGAUGUUUCAUGCAUUCGGCUGGAGACCGCCAAACUAUGCUCAUCUGCCCCUGGUGAUGAAUCCUAACGGUUCCAAACUGAGUAAACGGCAGGGUGAUGUUCAGUUGGAUCAUUAUCGUAAGAUGGGAAUUUUUCCGCAGGCUCUGUUGAACUUUAUCACUCAAAGUGGUGGUGGUUUUGAUCGCGAUAUGAUCGACAUCGUCGGACCGCAGAUGACCGAUCUAGUCCAGCAUUUUGACAUCAAGAAGAUAAACGCACACUCUAGUCGACUAAACACGGAUUUACUGAAACAAUGCAAUCGUGAAGAGAUAGCUUAUCAGCUGAAACAUACCCCGGAGAAGGCCGAAGCUUUGGUAAAAGAAGUGAUUCGAUUAGUGCAAACGGAAUUUAGCGAUCACAUCAAAAGUUUGGAUUUGGACGAAAAGCAUGUUCGAGAUGUACUGGAAUGGUCCAUCACUAGGAUUGACAGCCUGCAGGAUCUUGUGAAAGGAAAACUGUCCUUUCUUUGGGUACUACCGCGACGAUCAAAAGAUACUUCCGUUGAUAGUGGGACCCUUGAAGUAUUAGCAAAAAAUCUUGCCUCUGAAGACGAUAUUGAAUUCACCAAAGCCGAGAUCAGCGGAUUCCUCAAAGCAUUUGCCGAGCGCAACCGAAUUGCGUUUGAUCUGCUGAUGAAGUCACUGCGUAACUGUUUGAGUGGGCUCAAAGAGGGCCCGGGCGUAGCGGAAAUGAUGGAGAUUUUGGGUCGUGACAAGACAAUAGAACGCAUUCUUUUGGCCGCCAAAAGGAAAUAG
Messenger RNA from Malaya genurostris, 1637 nucleotides. RefSeq names its product probable glutamate--tRNA ligase, mitochondrial (gene GluRS-m). Gene Ontology annotation, molecular function: ATP binding; tRNA binding; zinc ion binding. The record is from RefSeq and is a predicted model, not a curated record. The transcript is spliced from 3 exons. Gene Ontology annotation, biological process: glutamyl-tRNA aminoacylation. NCBI's taxonomy places the organism in Eukaryota, Metazoa, Arthropoda, Insecta, Diptera, Culicidae. The coding region runs from base 36 to 1637 and encodes 533 amino acids.